CUGCGGACACUAGUGGGCAGCGGUGAGGCCGAAGCCCGGCAGCGCGGGAUGAAACGGGGUAUUCCUGCAGCUCAGCAGCCGCUUGCUCAUUUUUUGUGAAUGUCGCCAGGAAGGAUGUGGGUUUUUUCUAUUUCUCCAUGAUCUAAGUAAUCGCUGGGUCUCAACUGGCCAGUGCUCAAAAAACCAUUCAAGUGGUGAGCUCAAGCAGUGCAUUCAGCUUUUUGCUGUGCAUAGUUAAACCAGGCAAGCGGCUGAAAACCGGUAGACCCUCUAAUCUUUCCUUGAUAAGUCCCCGACCGCCGCCGCGGUUGGAUGUGUCUGAACUCGGUCCAGCACAGAAACAGGCAACUUGAAAUGCUUUCCCCGAAGAAAUGGAGAUGCUUUCCCCGAAGGGCAAACUCUGUUUCAGACUCGCGGGCGGCAGCCCACACCGCACAAAGCACGCCAAGGCUGCUGGAGGGCCCGCGGGUCCGACGGGGAAGGGGCUCUGUGCGGCGGGGCAGGCGCGCCGCAUCCACGCGUGUUCCCGUCGGGUGCGCAGGGAAAGGGCGCAUCCAUCCCACCAUUCCCCCACCGAGCCGCACACCCAGGGCCGAGUGGGCUCAGGGCAGAGCUGCCGUGUGCGGUGGGGGAACAGCACACACGUCCCGCAAGGCAGCGGGCCGAGCCCGCCCGGGUGCGCCGUGCCCCGCGCGGUACCACAUUUGCCGCGGGCAGGAGGUGUCACUUUUUGCUGCUAGCAAGUAGAAGCGGCUCUCGGCUGGAGCGUUACGGCUCGGCUUCCCGGGCGAAGUGGCCCCGGCGAAGCGCUGGGUAUUCGGGGCGCUGUGCUCGGUGGGACAGCGCGCCGGCAUCCCACAGGAGAUGGAUGGAUGGAUGGAUGGAUGGAUGGAUGGAUGGAUGGAUGGAUGGAUGGAUGGAUGGAUGGAUGGAUGGUUUCCCUCCUCCUUGACUCGCGAUGGGAGCCUCGCCCCGAGAGAGAAAUGUCUAGCCCCAACUCUGUCAUGCAACGUGACUCUGCUAGGAUCCCUCCCCGUGGCUCUUUUCAUUAAUUAGGGGCUGCAGAAUGUGUGGGGGAGGGGGAAGAGGCUGGAAGCCGCUAAUUAUUCAAACUUUGGAGACAGCAUCCAGAUGAGCUGUACAAUCUCUUUAGGGCAGCGCUUUGUAACCUGUGUGUAUCAUGCUACUGUGCAAAGCCUCCACUAAGAGAUUUCAUUUCAUCAUUACUCAUCGCCUGCAGGAUGUGUUCAGACCCCAGUGUGAGUAAAACAAGAUUUCCACGAAGAGAAACAAUUUGCUGCGGCACGAGAGGGCUGUGAAAACCUGCCCUUACCCCCGCCCCCAAGCAAUAAUCUUUUUAAUUGCACUGAGCUACAAACAGAUUUUUCUUAAGUGCCUCCUCGCGUUGUGCCCCCACCUCUGCUUUGUUGUCACGGGUUUUUGCCAUGACGCCCAUAUCCUACAGCAACUUCUUUCUGCCUUGAGCUCUAACCGCUUCUGGGCUCCAGCCGCUCCCGAGCCUGCGGGAGAGAGACUUAGCAGGACGCGCAGCGAUGCUCCGGAACGCAGCUGGGCUGUCCCAGACCCCGCUGGCUUCCCUGCCCGCCGGCGGCGGAUUCCCGUGCCCCGCUCCCGCUGUCCUGCCCCGAGGGCAGUCCGAGAGGGAAGGAGGGAGGAACGCCCGCCCCGUGCCCCGGCGGCGCCGGGCAGUGGUCCCUAACCUCGGUCCCUCGCUAGCAGCAGCCUUUGCCAUCUCGGUAUCCCGGAACAGGAAAGUCCCAGUUCAGCUUGCCCCCCAUAAGAUCCUGUCUCCCUCCUCCCGCUCCCCUCCCUCUGCCCCUUCCUGCCUUUGGCCCGUGCGAGAGGAGCCUCUUCUCUCCUUGCGGGACGGGGCUGAGGCGCUCGGGGCACCGCCGAGGCGGCAGGGAAUGGGGACUGGGCUCUGGGGACCAUCCGCCUGGGCUCAGACCCCUGCCCGGAGCCAGCGGUCCGGCGCCCCGCGAGCAGGGCUGCCUUGAGCUCUCGGCGUUGAGCUGAGAUCCCGAAGUUAGUGACUUUUUUUUUUUUUUGUCUUGUUUUGUUUUGAUUUGUUGUUUGGCCUUUUUUUUUUUUUUCCCCUCUGCUCUCGGUGCUUCCGAAGUGCCUGUAAAAUUUGCAGAGAGAGAGAGAGACUGGGGGAGGAGGAAGAAUUACGGAGAGGGAAAAGAUGGCGAGUUGCUGGAGCAGUGUGGAGAAAGCGGCAUUUUUGUGCUGCCUUUUGCUGGCAAUGGGGAGCCUAAUCUGCUGCGCCCGGCCGGAGGAGGAGGAAGAGCAAGAAGAGCAGCGCUCCUGUCACGGUGCCUUUGAUCUGUACUUCGUCCUGGAUAAAUCUGGAAGUGUCAAAAAUCAUUGGACUGAGAUUUACUCCUUCGUGGAAAGCCUAGCUGAGAAGUUCAUAAGUCCAAUGUUGCGGAUGUCUUUCAUUGUUUUCUCUUCACGAGGCACUACAAUCAUGAAACUAACAGAGAACAGGGAAGCCAUAAGACGAGGGCUCAACAUGCUUAAGGAGGAAUUGCCUGGAGGAGACACGUUCAUGCAUGAAGGAUUUAAGAGGGCAAAUGAGCAAAUUUACCAUGAAACCUAUGGAGGAGUCCGGACCGCCAGUGUCAUCAUUGCCCUGACGGAUGGCGAGUUGCAGGAUGCUCAGUUUUAUUAUGCAGAACAAGAAGCCAACAGAGCCAGAAGCUUUGGAGCUAUUGUUUAUUGUGUUGGAGUGAAAGAUUUCAACGAAACUCAGCUGUCAACGAUUGCUGACAGCAUCGAUCAUGUUUUUCCAGUUAAGGGAGGCUUUUAUGCCCUAAGAGGAACCAUUGACUCAAUUCUGAAGAAGUCUUGCAUUGAGAUCCUGGCAGCUGAACCAUCCAGUGUUUGUGCAGGAGAAUCCUUUCAAGUUGUGGUAAGAGGCAACGGCUUUUAUCAUGCAAGAAAUAUCGACCAGGUACUCUGCAGCUUCAAGCUCAAUGACAGCCUCACUAUCAAUGAAAAGCCGACUUUUGUUCAUGACACGUACUUGCUUUGCCCUGCCCCAGUGAUAGAAGAUGCUGGACAGGUGGUUUUCCUACAAGUCAGCAUGAACAAUGGGCUAACGUUCAUCUCCAGCUCUGUCAGCAUCACCAGCACACAUUGUCUGACUGGGACCAUCCUUUUCAUUGCUCUUCUGAUUCUCUUUCUACUGCUGGCUCUGGCUCUUCUGUGGUGGUUUUGGCCCCUUUGCUGCACAGUGGUGAUCAAGGAGCCGCCUCCACCGCCUCCUCCAGAGCCUGACUCAGAUGAUGAAGAUGGAUUGCCAAAGAAGAAGUGGCCAACCGUGGAUGCAUCUUAUUAUGGAGGCCGAGGCGUUGGUGGGAUUAAGAGGAUGGAGGUGCGAUGGGGAGACAAGGGGUCAACAGAGGAAGGAGCAAAACUGGAGAAACCCAAAAAUGCUAUUAUUAAGUUACCAGAACAGGAGUAUGAGCCUUGGGAACCCAAGCCAAAGAAGCCCCAUGUGAGAAAACCACCUUCUCAGCGAAAAUGGUACACUCCAAUCAAGGGUAAACUUGAUGCACUGUGGGCUUUGGUUCGACGAGGCUAUGACCAAGUCUCUCUUAUGAGACCACAGCCAGGGGAUAAGGGAAGAUGCAUAAACUUCACCCGUGUGAAAUCGGACGGAACCUCUGCCCCUUACAGCCCGCCCCCGAAGCUGCCAGUGCGCGACCACGCUCCCCUCAACAACACUCCACGGAAUCCUGCCCCUCCCGUGUCUCUGCAGCCUCCUUCCAGGCAGCCACCUCCUGGACCACCUCCAUCCCGAGCCCCUCCUGGACCUCCUCCUUCACGCCCACCCCCGCAGCCCAUGGCUUAGAGUGCAGCCAAACCUGAUCGACACCACACGUCUCUUUGCUGAACACAGCAUAUUUAUUGAGUAUUGGUUUACAGUUAAAGAUAUCAGAAUUUGUUGCUGGUCAGCAAAAAGAAAAAAAAAAAAGAAAAAGGAAAAAAAAUAUUGCCAAGUGUCAAUUUUAAUGUAUGAAUAUAUUUAUACCACACGUGCUGAGUAAACAUUCAGUGGAAAGAUUCAGAGCUAUGGGGUGUAGAAACAAACCAAAAUGAUCAUCUAGAUACAGUAGCAGCUUUUGUGUGUAUACAUUUGAAGAUCUAUUCAGCUAUGACAGUUGUCUGACUCGGUAUGUCAGAUCAUUCAUUAAUAACUUUAGCCGGUACUCAUGCAUCUGUGGCUUUGAUAGCUGCCACCUACAAGUUGGCUCAACAUAGUUCAUUGAGGAAUUUGCUUUCUUUUCCCCAACAGUACUGCAUCCAGAUGUUAAUUUUGCAAAGAUAACUUUCUGCCUUUGGUUCUGCAGGUGGGAUUUCCAUGGAAGUUUUAAGAAGCCUAUAACAGUAAUGAGGUAACAUGAGACUAUGUGCCAAUGAUCUAGCACAAUAAUCUAUCAUAGAAGAGGGAGAUUUUUUUUUCCCCUCUGGAAAGAUCAGUUUUGAGCCUGCCAUCUCUGCAUAUGUUUAGAUGUGGUUGCAUAGGAUAACCACUGAAGGUGAGAUAGCCUGUCUGGAAAUCCAGACUUUGUACAAGACUUGGGUUCAUAUUUGUCCAAAGUUCAGAGAAAUUUUGAGAAAAAUAUUUUGGCCUGGUGUUUAGUUUUCAUUUACAGAAAGAGUAGUCCAAAGCGAAGCA
Messenger RNA from Catharus ustulatus (Swainson's thrush), 4708 nucleotides. RefSeq names its product ANTXR like (gene ANTXRL). NCBI's taxonomy places the organism in Eukaryota, Metazoa, Chordata, Aves, Passeriformes, Turdidae. Gene Ontology annotation, cellular component: membrane. Bases 2207 to 3880 code for a protein of 557 amino acids. Gene Ontology annotation, molecular function: signaling receptor activity. The transcript is spliced from 18 exons. The record is from RefSeq and is a predicted model, not a curated record.